AUGACAUCUAAAUAAUUAAGUUCUUGCUAAACUUACAAGCUAGAAAAAAAAAAUUUUAAUCUAGAUGACUAAUAAGCUACCAUAUUAUCUAAAGAAAUAUCUUCUAGAAGCACUAACCUGAUAGAGUUAUUUAUAUUUUUAAGUUCAAAUUAAAUAGGAAAUCAAGGAGCUUCUAAUUUUGCUAAAUAAAUUUCUUAAUGUUUAAAUUUGUCUCAAGUAAAACUUGACUUUAGUUUCAACUUAAUUAAAGAAAGUGGAUUCAUAGAUUUGUGCAAUAGCCUAGGAAAUUGUUUAAAAAUUUCAAGUUUAGAACUUGCUUUAAGAUUUAAUAAUAUUGGUGAUAAAGGAGUAUAAUUUUUGACUAAAACUAUACUUUAAUGUGAAAAUGUGAAUCAAUUAGAUCUCAAUUUAAACUAAAAUAAAAUUAAUUCUAAAGGGGCAAGUAAGUUAGGAGCCAUCUUAGCUAAAUUUUAAAAGCUUUAAUGCUUGGAAAUAAAUAUAGAAUAAAAUGAUAUCUCUGAUUAGGGAGCUUUAUUUUUGGCACAAGGAAUAGCAUAAUGUACAAAUCUUACAAGACUAAAAGUCAAUUUCGAUAUCUAAAAAAUGAUAUCAUAGACGAAUAAAGAUUUCUUUACCAGCUUGAAGACUUUAUCUAAACUAAACAUAUUAUAAUUUGGAUUUGAUAUAAAUUCUUAGAUAUCAAAAGAAUUAACAACUGGAAUCUCUGAAAUUAAGAAUUUGAGUCAUCUAGAACUUAAUUUAGUAUCCAUUUAAGACAAAGAAAGUGAGAAGAUAGCAGAAAACAUAGGAAAACUAGUAAAUUUAAGUUUUUUAAAAGUUUAUUUCAGAAAAGUAAAUGUAGAAAAUGUUGCUAAUAUCUUUUCAAGAUUAAAAUAAUGUGUAAAUCUAUCUGAUUUAUAGAUAUAUCUAGAAGAAAAUCAUGGUCCCUUAUUUGAAUUGAAUAAUUUUUUAUGCAAUAUGAUCAACCUUAAAAAAUUAACUAUCGCAAUUAUGAAUUAAUAUGGUCCGAUACGUAUAGAUAUUUCUCAUUUAAGUAAAGGAAUAUCCUGCUGUGAAAUCUUAGAAAGUUUAGAAAUUUAUAUGAAUUAUUUGUCAAGCAAAGAUAUUUCUGUGUUAGGAGAAGGGAUAGGGAAAUGCAAAAAAUUAACUAAUUUAACUCUUUGUCUUGAAGGGGAUUCAAUUGAUGAUUGUAUAGUAUAGGAAUUAGGCUAAAAUAUAGGAUUAUGCACAAGUCUUAAGGAAAUCGAUAUUAACUUUUAACAUAAUUAAAUUUGUGAUGGUGGUGCAUUUGAUUUUCUUUAAGGUUUGUCAAAGGCAGUUUUGUUAGAGUCUAUAAAGCUUAACUUGGGUAAGAAUAUAGUUUGUACAGAUAAUGCAUCGUUGAUAGGUUAAGGUUUGAGUCUUUUCUAAAACUUAAAAACUUUAGAUAUUGAUAUAAAUGAUACUGAUAUUGAUAACGACCAAGCGUUUAAACUAGGACAUAGCUUAAUAUAAUGCUAAAAUGUUACAACUCUUCGUUAUGACAUUAGUGCAUGUCAGAAUCUAGAAGAAGAAGGGGUAGAAAGAUUUGAAAAUUAAAUUAAAAAAAUGAAAAGGUUAGUCUAAUAAACAUAUUAUAGUUAUUGGGAUUGA
Tetrahymena thermophila SB210 is the source of this 1653-nucleotide messenger RNA. RefSeq names its product kinase domain protein. Lineage: Eukaryota; Ciliophora; Oligohymenophorea; Hymenostomatida; Tetrahymenidae. Gene Ontology annotation, molecular function: protein binding. The transcript is spliced from 19 exons. The record is from RefSeq and is a predicted model, not a curated record.